Haliotis rufescens (red abalone) is the source of this 5056-nucleotide messenger RNA. RefSeq names its product probable GPI-anchored adhesin-like protein PGA55. The coding region runs from base 675 to 4370 and encodes 1231 amino acids. NCBI's taxonomy places the organism in Eukaryota, Metazoa, Mollusca, Gastropoda, Lepetellida, Haliotidae. The transcript has 7 exons. The record is from RefSeq and is a predicted model, not a curated record.
AAUUCUCAACUAUCAAGCUCCGUUGACAGAGGUAUUAAUUCACUUUGACGGUCGCCCAGAUUCCUGAGACAAACUGUCCAGUAGGAAAGUGUUUAUAAUUAUGUCUGUGUUGAAUCUAGGCUUUAACGCAUUCGGUCCCGGGGGAAAGUUGUAACUUGUGUUAUAGGACGUCCUGCGGAGUGGGUUCACUCUCUCUCGGGUUGUCUACCUGUCGGUGAGCCGGACCUUACUUUGAAGUUAAAGGUACUUUCGCGUGUGGUCAGUCGAUGCGUAGAACUGUCCAGUCACCAGCUACAACUGACCGUAGUAGUAGCAGCAGCAACAACAGCCCAUCUUAUGUUAUAUAUUCAUCCUCCAGUGUUAUUUGACCGUGACCCUCGCUGACAGUGUCCCACUUUACGCAUAAAUCACGUCCCGACACUCGUCCAACGCUAGCGAGCUUGCGGGCUUAUCUGCCAUAUACUUAUGUAUUAUAUAUGAAGCGCGUCGCGGGGCUGUCGCCCAGUGGGGAUACGAGACACACACGGACAUCAGCUACUGAAGCAUCACCCUCUCCUCCAUCUACCAUCCUGGCAGUAUCUGACACUGGAUUGUACACGGCUACACACAGAUAGAAAGACCUCCACACACACAUAACAAAGACGACCUGAAGUGCAGACAGAUUCUUCACGAAUAUGGGUCAAGUUUUGUCCCGAAAACGCUCUGCGUCAGCCAACAUAACUGCGCACAAGAGCGACGAUGUGACGACUAGCAGCAAUGGCGACGUUGUCAAAGCGGAGGCCAACGGUUCCGCAAUCCAGUCGACGGGAAAUGAUACGAAAGUAGAGGUUACAGAUACAGAUGCAGCACCAGUCAAAGAGAAGAAGAAGAGGAGAAGAUUCUUCUUUAGCCUGAAGCGCUCGCGUCCUGGCAGCGGGCGGAAGAAGAAGGCGAAAAAAGACCGGAAUGGACAGGUCAACGCAGACACAUCCGCCAACAGCGGCAAGAGUGGUAAUAGAACCAGUUUGUUUAUGGACGAGUUUCAGAUACCGGAAGAUGAUGGCAUUGAUUCAGUCAGCCUGUCCUCAAACGAGGAGAAAGAUAACAAGAAGGGGAAAGAUAGUGGUGUCGCUAUCAGACGAAGCAAGCGAAACUCCAACAGCAAGAAUGGAAAGAAAAAGAAAAAGAAGUCCGAGAAGAAGAAGGAAGAAAAAUCUAAGAAGAAGAAAACUUCCAAGGAUGAGGACAAGAGCAAUGUUGUUGUUACUGGUGCUGGCGAAUCUUUGAACAUCACCCAGAGUGUUGAACCACUCCACGAAUCUGUUAAAGCUGCCGCAGAUGAGGCUAAAGUGUUAGCACUGUCGGAGGAAAAUGGUAGUUGGGUUCCGAAAUCAGAAGAUGAUGUGGAGGAAGAUUUGGUAGCAGCAGUCACAGCUGUCAUGGAUUCCAGCGUGUCUGAAGGUAAGAUGGAGGUUGAACCAGCGCAAGAAGAAGUAUUAACACCAUCUACGGCUACAGACGUUGCGACGGCGCCUUCUAUUGAAGAGAAGUCACUAAAGGAAGAGGAUCGAGAACGAACUCUCAAACCCAUUGUUGAAAGUUCUGCACAGGAAGAAACAAUUCAGUCCGUCGCGACAGCAGCGCAAGCAGCUGCACCCUGCCCCGAAACAUCGGAUGGAAUCGUACCUUCAUCGCCAGAUACUGAUGUUGUCAAACAGGCUGUGAGUCCUGCCGUAUCAAACGCGGGCGAAAAUGGUGUCUUGAAGCGUGUGUCACUGGGACCAAGGCUGAAAACAGCUAUUUUGAAGAAAUAUAGCGGUGCUGGCGAUGCACAACCGGAGACCAGGGUUACUUUGACCAAACCCAAAAUUGUAGAAGUAACUGAUCUUGUACCUCCUCCCAGGAAGAACAGACCCCGACGUACUCUAUCACAGACGACGAGCUCUACUUCCAGCAGUGAACUUAACACCAGCAUCAGUAGUAGUGUUUGUCCGUCUUCACCCAAGACGGAUGAGGACAAAACAGUUAGUUCACCAGAAAAGUCAGAUGUAGAAUCAGUUGUUACACAAACACUUCAGGCCGGCAGUGAGCUUGAUACUAGCGUCAGUAGCAACGUAGAUCCCCCAGCAUCCAACAAGGACGAGGACAUUGCAGCUAGUUCGUCAGAAACGACGAGCAGUGAACUUAACACCAGCAUCAGUAGCAGUGUAGACCCGUCUUCACCUAAGACGGAUGAGGACAAAACAGUUAGUACACCAGAAAAGUCAGAUGUAGAAUCAGUUGAUACACAAACACUUCAGGCCGGCAGUGAGCUUGAUACUAGCGUCAGUAGCAACGUAGAUCCCCCAGCAUCCAUCAAGGACGAGGACAUUGCAGCUAGUUCGUCAGAAACGACGAGCAGUGAACUUAACACCAGCAUCAGUAGCAGUGUAGACCCGUCUUCACCUAAGACGGAUGAGGACAAAACAGUUAGUACACCAGAAAAGUCAGAUGUAGAAUCAGUUGAUACACAAACACUUCAGGCCGGCAGUGAGCUUGAUACUAGCGUCAGUAGCGACGUAGAUCCAGCAGCAGCCAUCAAGGACGAGGACAUUGCAGUUAGUUCGUCAGAAACGUCGGAUGUAGAAUCAGUUGUUACACAAACACUCCAGGCCAGCAGCGAACUUAAUACUAGCGUCAGUAGCGGGGUAUAUCUAUCAGCAGCUGGUAAGGACGAGGACACUGCAGUUAGUUCUCAAGGAAAGUCUGAUAUUGAAAUAAUUAUUACACAAGAACUCCAGCCCAGCAGUGAACUUCGUACGAGCAUCAAUAGUGACGUUAGUCCUCCUUCACCUAGAACUGAUGAGUAUGCACAAGUUAUCUCUCCAGGAAAGACCGAUAUAGAAUCGAACGUCACACAAACUGUCGACAAUGUCGUCGAAUCUCAAAUUACUGCCACCUCUGACAUUGACAAAACAGAUGGUGAUGGGAGUGUCGUUAAUGAUGUUCUUGCGUCAUCUCUCGACGCAGACGUUAAAUGUUUGGCAACCGAAACUGUGUUAGCUCCUACUGAAGUGUCAGUUACACUUGCAGAGAAUGAGCGUGAAUCUGUUGUUGAACCCAUGUCCGUCUCUCAGGAAUUAUCUAGAGAUGGAGCAGAUUCAGAAGUCGCAUCUAACCCGACACUUGCUGAACAGGCUAAAGUUGUUGUCGAUCAUGAUAUUGAGACAAAGAUGGCUUCACUCAGCGUCGAGUCAAAUCCAAAAGGAGAAACAAAAGAUGAUUCUACCCCUGCUUCAGAGUCUGUUGUAGAAACAAGUGUAACAGGGGAUAUACCACCUACAGAGCACGCAGAGGAGGUGGGUAAAUCUGUGACGUCCCAGUUGGAGAGUAGGGCUGAAAGUGUACAGCCAGAUGCUCUUAAUGAAGGGGUUAUUUUGAAAGACAUUGAGAUUUGCAUUGAACCAACGAGAACAUAUGAGGCUGAAACCGAAAACCACGAUACCGACACUGAACCAGUUAUCGUGAUAGAGAGGAUUCACUCUGAACCUUAUUUUGGGCCUGUUCCUGAGAGUGAGGAUGGUCAAAGUGAUGACACUAAGAGUGGUGAGGGUGUGACAGACCUCACUGAUGCUAAGAGACAGAAAUUCUCACACGAGACUGGAGAAGUUUGCAAAGAAUGUAUUUGUGACGAGGUUCACAAGGAAGAUGACGAAGUUACUCAAGUAAAAGACGAGACGAUAGUAGGUGAAGUCGGUAAAGUGGACGAGGAAGUAUCAUCCACAGAGACUGAAUCCACGCCAAGUGACCGUCAUAGCGUUAGUGCUACUGCUGAAACAACCACCCAAGCAUCAGAUGAGACACAAGAAGAAAGCGCGGCCCACAAGGACGCUAUUUGUGAUACAGGUCUACGCGUUGACGACCCUGACGACAGUUCCAGCACGGGAACAGACAGCACAGUUGUAGACGAAGAUGAACACGACAGGACGAUUGUUGAAGAGAAGAACACAGCUAAAGAACCCGAAAAAGAAGACGCGUCAGAUGAACGCGAUCCUGCAAUAUGCAAUGGUGACUCUAAAGGACUCGCUCACGAGAGUGGCAGUGACUCUAGUUCCAGUGUGAGAAGUGAAACCUCGCGAGAUCUGGAGGAGUGUACAGACACUGUUGCCCAUGAAGGCGACGGGAAAGUUGUGGUAGACUGUAACGAUGAGCAUAGUAAGACAGCGGUUGGCAAAGUUAAUGGUGAGCACAAUGCUUCAAGUGAGAGUGGCAGGGACAUUAGUGACAAUAAUAACAGUAAAGACGUAAUCUCGUCAGAACAGAUGAACAUCCUCGAGACCAACCAGAAAGUGUCGGAUCCAAUCUUGUCCGAGAAUCACACGGCAGCUGCCGAGACGGUGGCAGGGGAGUGAAGUCGGCGCAUCGUCUAUCACGUGACUACACUAACAGGCAGCAGCGGACGGGUGGGCAGCGGAGGGAAACAACACGUUCAAUAUGCUUAGCGCAUACAUUUACUCACAACACGAGUCCACCCUAGUGUUUAGAAGAACACAUAUUUAGGCCGAGGAAAACAUAAGAUGUACAUGUUUUAUACAGCAAUGAUGCUGGUACUGCCAUUUACAAACGGCCACUGAUGCCACUGAGUUCCAUCUUCCAUUGACCUUCCUAACGUCGUGUGUGGGACGUGUGCUUGUGUUACACGAUCCGUGUAGAGUGCACAUAUGGUUCUGAAUGGAACUCGCGUUCAGAACAGAACUUCAAUCAGUUGUACCUGUCAACAAGCGGUUAUAUGGAUUCCAAAUCCUGGGAUAUCAACUUGCAUUUUUCUUUAUAUAAACUUAAUAUGAACACUUUUUCCAAUGUGCAAAUCAUUAUUUAUGAAUUACGUAUUUAAUACCAAAGAGAUUUUAUAACCUGCAAUAUGCGUUUUGUUUCCCGUGUUUACUGUGAGUUAAAUGAAAAGGUUGUGUAUUGGAAACAUACGUUUCUAAAUAUUGCAAGGAUGGUCUUCAAAUUUCAAAUGAAACUGAAAGGCGAACAUAUUCCACCUAAAGAACAAAUGCAUCUGGCUAUAUUUUAUGCAUGUUCAUUUUCUGCA